AUGUCGGUUAUAAACAACCAUCAACAGUCGGUUGAAUAUUCUUCAUCCCCAAACACUCCGCAGACAAGCGUACAAAAUAAUGCAAGUAAUGUUGAAGUGUUACAGGUGAAGGAGGAAGGUCGUGGGUUAGAUUCCCCCAACGACAAUCAUUUUUUCGAGCGCCGGGGAUCCGAGGAUGACAAUAUGGACCACAAUCACGAUCAAGAUUCGCUGGCAGAUGGACCUCAACAUCGUCAGUCCAAUAAAAGGUCGAAAGUGACUAGGAGAUCGAUUGCUUGUAAAAGCUGUCAUGCUUUAAAAGUUAAAUGUACCCCCUCGGAUCCCCUGGACCCGGGCAAGCCCUGUAUCAGAUGUCUCAAUGCUAAUAGAAAGUGUGAAAUUGACCUUAAUCAAACUAGAAAAAGGAGAAAAAAAUCAGAAAUACUCGAAGCAAAGAGAAGAGAGGCUGAAGAAAAGCUCAAGAACUCGGGAGAAGUAGACUCGAGUAAUAAUGGAGAGCAAAGCCCAUUGAAACACAGUGCGGAAAAGACACACAGGAAAAGCUUAGGUGAUGAUCACUCAAAGUUGCCUUCACCUACUCGAUCAGCUGCUCCUUCGCAGUUUCGUAUGCAAAAUUCAGCAGUGCCGCCAAUAUCUAGCAACUUGAAUCCAAUAAACACCCAGACACAGAAUAUAUCACCACCUAAAUCAAUAAACGAUGAUGCUACAAAGAUUCAGUCCAGCUCGUCGUCACCUGCGAUGCUGAAAGAUGAGGAGAUCGUCAAUUUGAAACAGAGAAUACUCACCUUAGAGACCCAAUUGAGCCAUAGAAACCAUUUUCAUAGAAAGACCCUCACUGACUCUCAAUCGGAUACUCCGUCGGAAAUGUUUUCUCCACCAUUCGUUUCAAAGUCUGACCUAGAACAAGAGAUUGCAACCUUGGCAGAAUCUUCAUCGAAAUUGACUGAUUUAACUAAUGAACUCAAUGCUUUGGCUAAUAGGAGAACUAGAAUGCUCAAGAGUAACACACCACCCGAUGUUGUUUCAAAAGGAUUGAUAACUUUACCAGAAGCAGAAAGAAGGUUGCACUUGUACAGAAGUAGGAUUCUUUCCUUUUUGCCAUUCAUAGAUGUGCCAGAUGAUAUAACUGCCGAUGCUUUACGGACCGAACAACCUUUCUUGUUCAAUGCCGUGAUGGCAGCUAGCAACACUGUCAAUACCACAGUGACAGACUCAGACAUCGACCAUGCUUUGGCGUUGGAUAACGAGGCAAUUAGAUCUGUUUGUGAUGAGGUGAUGGUUGUUGGUAGAAAAUCGGUGGAAUUGAUCAAAAGCAUGCUCAUUUUGACCUUAUAUUAUAAUUCUCCAGAGCUAUUCAGACAACGUCGGUAUCAUUUACUCAACAAUAUCAGUGUGUCACUUUUGCAUGAUUUAGGUAUAGUGGCAAGACCAUCAUAUUCGUUUGAUAACAGUGACGGCUCGUUGAAGCAAAACCCAGAACAAAAAACGAGUGAGGAGUACAAGUCGAUUGUGUUGAUCAUAUACUUCAGCACUGUCAGUAUAUGUCUUAUCCUCAGAAGGGCAAUUUACAUCAAAUGGACACCCUAUGUUGAAGAAUGCUGCAUAGCUCUCGAAAACUCUUCGGAGGAAAAGUACCGCAAAUUGGCAUUAUUUGCCAGAAUCAAUGCCGCUUUGGAAAAGAUUCAUCAUAUUAUUCACUCACCCGAAAUAGGAGAUAAAAGAGUGUCCAGUUCGCAAUAUAUGAUUCAGGAGUUACAACGGCAAUUGACCGAGUUGCGGAAAAAGGUUAGCGACAAUGAUCAUGUAUUUUUGUCGUACCUAUACUCGAUUGAGGCAUACUUGCACGAGCCUAAUUUGAGCAACAUAUUUAAACCAGACGAAUCACAAUUGAGCGCAGUUGCAGUCAAAGCUAUAUCCAAUUGUACAAACUCGUGCCUCGCAGCAUUGAAUGAAUACAACAAGUUAACAUCAGACCAAGUUGCGCAAAUGCCUUUGGCGUUUGGCUCCAGAGUGAUGUACACGGGUGGAAUGUUGCUUCGAUUGAGAUUUUUAAUCUUGUCCCUUCCAUCACACAUUGAAAAAGAUUUGGUCCCUCGUGAUGCAGUAAUAUCGAUUCAGAAAGUGAGCAACUUGGUCGAGCAGGCCCAUAACCAACAUCCAACAAAUCACUUGUUGAAAAAGACUAGGUUGGUGUUGCAGUUGUUCAUUCAAACGUAUGCUACUCAAGUCAAUGAUUUGCUUCGCAAAAAUGGCGAAACUCCUCAAAACUUUAAGCCAACACAGCGAGACGCAGUAGAGUUGAAGAGGGUUGCAUCCAAUUUUGAAGAGUCGAGAGGUAGACAAGGCUUGAUGAGAGAUGAAGUGCACAGCGUUCCAUUGGAAAUUCUUUCUUAUGCGGCAUCAUACCGACGCGAAGGGAAUCCGGGUCAGCGACCACGUACAGUUUCUGAAUCAAAGGACAAGACUAAAAAUGCCACCACAUUUUCUCCUCAGCCCAUUGGCUCUCAAGUUCCGUUUACCUCUGCUGGCAACACUCCGGUUAACCAGGUGACCUCGCCACCACCAUCGUCCAUACCUUUCCAACCUCAGCAACCACCAGUACUUCAACCGUCGCAGCAACUCCAACAACAACAAGCACCUCUUUUGCAGCAAACACCGAAUGGCGAUUCAGGUCUCACACCACCAUCAGUAGUGGCCCCAGCCACUGCCAGCACAUUUGACCCGACAAUGCAGCAUACAGGGCUUACGCCAGGCAAUUUUGACUACAGACAAUUUAGAAUUCCGCUGUUAUCAAAUCCAGCAGGUGUCGGCAAUACGGGCCAUAACUUGUUCAACAAUAAUGGCAAUGGUAACAACGGCAACAACAACAACAUACCCAACCCUCACCUUGCCAACCCUGACCAAUUGGAAAAUUCGUACCUGGUGUUGAAUGACGAAUUCUGGUCAAACUUAUUGAGCACUGACUCUACUGAUAGGAUUAAUUUCAGCAGUAAUAAUACCAAUUGGAACCAGAUGAAUGAUGAAGUUUUUUUUAUGGAAUAG
Messenger RNA from Lodderomyces margitis, 3042 nucleotides. RefSeq names its product War1p (gene WAR1). Gene Ontology annotation, cellular component: nucleus. Gene Ontology annotation, biological process: regulation of DNA-templated transcription. The coding region runs from base 1 to 3042 and encodes 1013 amino acids. Lineage: Eukaryota; Fungi; Ascomycota; Pichiomycetes; Serinales; Debaryomycetaceae. Gene Ontology annotation, molecular function: DNA-binding transcription factor activity, RNA polymerase II-specific; zinc ion binding; transcription cis-regulatory region binding. The transcript has a single exon. The record is from RefSeq and is a predicted model, not a curated record.